CAGCGCUCGGGCCGCGCGCUAGCCCGCCGUCCAUAAAAUUCCGUUUGCUACCUGCGCUACACUCAUCAAUCGACCACCACGAUGAAACCACACAAGUGAAGAUCGACAUCAUGGCGCCCGCCACGGCACCAACAGAAGUCUCGGAGCCCUUCCCCAUCUCCUGCGUUGCAGGGCGAUACCUCCUUUUCGACGUCGACGUGAUCGCUCACGUCCGGCGCACCCAUAACAUCUGCGGCGUGCUGGUCGGCACCAUCCCGAACCUGUCGCAGCAGAAUGUGUUCCUCGGCAUUCCACUCGAGCUCAUGCCUGAAGAGGCCCGCGUGCUCGUGGAAGGAGGACACGCACACAUCGUUGACGAUGUCGAAACACAUCGCCAGGGAUUCCAAGAGAUGAGCCGCGCAGACCGGCUGAAGUACCUGGCGGAGCUGGACCGUCAGGGUGUCGAGGCUGCGAAGGAGAGUCUGGCGGCCCAGGAGAUGAAGAAGGACGUUGCUCUGAAGAAGAAGGGGCUGAGGAAGCCUGUUGAGACCGAGACUGCUCCGAGCGUUGCGGAUAGCACUGCGACGAUUGAGAGCACGGCGUCCGACGAGACGGUCCAUGUUGAGCUCCCCAGCCCUACUGGCUCAGGUCUUGGUUUCAUCAUGAAGGGCUCAGGUUUUUUGGACCCACCAGCAUCGGUCGACACAUCAUCGCCUCCCGUGCCGGCAGAGGAUCCCUCAACAUCCCUCUUCGCCGAGCCAGCCACCGCCCCUCCCGUCAAAACCACCAAGAGCGUCUUCGCCCAACGCCAAUACAUCACCCCCACCACAUCCACCCUCGCCCUCCCCACACCCCCCAAAGACCCAUCCCGCUCGCUCCCCGUGGUACCCAAGAGCUACCCGCUCUUCCGCUUCCUGCACUCGCGCGGCUACUUCUUCAUGCCCGGCCUGCGCUUCGGCUGCAACUACUCGGUCUACCCCGGCGACCCGCUGCGGUACCACAGCCACUUCCUGGCCACGGGCCUCGGGUGGGACGAGAAGUUCGACCUGCUGGACAUUGUCGGCGGCGGGCGUCUGGGCACGGGCACCAAGAAGGCGUACAUGGUCGGCGGCGAGGACCCGAGCAAGCCUGGCACAGAAGGUGUGCGCGCGUUCUCGGUCGAGUGGGCGUCGAUGUGAGGGCGUGCGGGGUGUGUGAAGAUAAUGUGUACAUGAUAGAAAUGAACGUGCUUGAUGCUGAACUUGCGUAACCUGUCUGCGUGUUGUUGUGAUGCAGUGCCCCAUGUUUUGCUGUGAUGCAGUGCCCUAUGUUUUGAUGUGACGUGCAGUGUCCCAUGGUAUGAUGACGACGAAGCGCGCCAUCGUCUCGAGUCUCCCGACCUCCUCGAGUCCAAGUCCAAGUCCUCUGCCGUCGACCGUCGGCCUCAACAUGUGCAUCUGCAUCUGCAUCUG
Messenger RNA from Boeremia exigua, 1430 nucleotides. Its product is annotated as tRNA-splicing endonuclease-like protein subunit sen34. The record is from RefSeq and is a predicted model, not a curated record. The coding region runs from base 111 to 1157 and encodes 348 amino acids. Gene Ontology annotation, biological process: tRNA-type intron splice site recognition and cleavage; tRNA splicing, via endonucleolytic cleavage and ligation. Gene Ontology annotation, cellular component: tRNA-intron endonuclease complex. Lineage: Eukaryota; Fungi; Ascomycota; Dothideomycetes; Pleosporales; Didymellaceae. The transcript is spliced from 3 exons. Gene Ontology annotation, molecular function: tRNA-intron lyase activity; nucleic acid binding.